AAACCUUCUCAAGUGGGUUUUACCAUGUGUCUUCGACUUUUGGAAAAUUUUAAAAUAUUUCUUGUAGCAAUCUGCAUUCAAAAUGUUUCGACAUUGCGACUGAAAUCAGGUUUGUAAUCAUUUCUUUCGUAGUCGAUAUUUCUUUUGGCUUUGGCUUUGGCUUUAUUUCAGAGUCAUCAAUUAUUUAGAGUAGAAUUGUGCUAAAAUUAUCAACCAAGGUGCUGAUUUAUUGUUUUUUUAAUCUAUUUGUCUUUAUGUUAAAUGGUACUAAUGGUUUUUUUCGUUCUUUCGAAAGAAAGAAUUGAAUUGAAAAAUUAACACACUUAAGCCUCAGGAAUUGUAUUUGUUAAUCACAUAUUAAAUUUCUUUGAGUGGCCUCAUUUCCUACAAACAUAGAAAUCUGCAGAGGAGCAAUAUAAAUUUCUCUUUAUUAUUUUCGUAAUUAAAUUUACCCUUAGACUGGAAGUCCAUUGCUUUGUAAGUAUCAACCAUUUAUUCUUAAGGAGGUUUAUGUCACAUAGAUCGACCAGCCGAGCUGCGUGCUAAAUAAGUCAAAAUCCAGCGUUCCUAAAAUAGAUGGACUGGGACAUUUGACAAUUAGUAAGUGGAAAAAAAAGACAGUGAGAAUUCGGAAGGAAAUAAUACUGACAUGUUUGCAGUUUAUAUGCUUCACGAUAAGCAUAAAAAAAUGAUACUAGUAAAGGGUAGAAUUCCGUAGAAGCAUUACUUUCAAACCGUACUUAUUGAUCAUGUUUGAUUGGUUUCGCACCGCGAUAAAAAAUAGCAAUAAACCCUCAGGUGUGAAAACGUGCAAUAAAGUAUUUCACCUUAUUUUUUUUACUCUAGAGAAACAUUCAGUUGAAGAUAAAGACCACAAUGCAUCGCGUCGUCACAACGUGAAAGAUUUCUACAACAGCUCAUUGGCGUCCAGGCGAAGCACAUAUCGCAUUAACAUGCCGAUGAAAGUGGCAAAACUUAUACUACCUCAAAUCACGAAUAAAAACCAAGAGACCAUCAUUAGAAUAUAUCCUGAUAAAUCAGCCAAGGCACAAAGUGGAAAUGGAAGCAACUACUUGUUAAGCCUCAGUUAUAAAAAGCUAAAUGACAUGGGUGCUCCAAACAAACUCCAAGCUGGAAGGCGUGCCUGUUAUUACGGCGAACGCCCUGGAUGUUGCUCGGUUUGUUGUCCCGGAUGUGAGUGAUUAACAAGCUUUUUUGAGGUUGUGCAUGAUAUCGAAAGCGUAUAUCCAUGUUUACACAAAUAUUAUGGGCUGCUUAGUACCACAUGAUGGAACACUUAAGAUCGCCUCCCGAUCACUUCGAACAAGUGAAAUGCUUUCAUAACUCUUGAAUUAAGACCAACAGAGGUAUGAUAUCUGAAUCAGCUAUUUAUCUAUCAAUGUUAUACAUGCCACUAGAGAUCCGUUUAAGGCUAAGAAUCACCUUUAUCUAGCUUCGUGAAGAAAAGGAACGAUAAAAUUGAAAAAUAUAUCAUUAUUUUACCUUAGCAUAGGAUAAGAUGUCCAUUGGUGUGUAAUACAAGUUAUAACACACGUGUCUUUGUCAUUUCCUUUCAGCAAUGUGUGGUCCAUCCGCAAUACCAGGUAAUCUCAUUUAAUCUUAAUUACCUUGCAUUGAAUGAAAGCGCCAAAUUCAAAUGUUCGUGAAGGCUAUACUUUCAGUAUGCAAGUCAUCGAAAAAAGAAAAAAAAAAUGCACGUCCGUCAAGAUCCUGUAGCAGAUCAGAUUAAUGCAAAUGUCUAUCCUAAGUCCAAUUUUUUUUCCUAGGAUCAUGCAUCUGCUGUCCUCGGCCAAGUAAGUGUCAUGACUUAUAAAAUAAAAUUUUUCCUCCCAAGUUGUCCUUGCUGAAACUUUAUUCGAUUGCAAUAAUAUCAGACUCAAAUGUUACUCAUAUUCUAAUUCACUUUCUUUUCUUUUUAUAUCGCAUAACAAGUUUGUCCACGACCGCGUAAGUACUUUGCAGCCCUUAUUUAGAUCAGGAUUUGGUGAAAUAGCACUUCACAUCGAAGUUCUGUUUAGGGAUUUGUUAUCCAUAUGUUUAGGGAUUUGUUAACUAUAGUCCAGUUUCUUAUUGAAAUCUUAACGAUUCCAGCCUGCUGUUGCUGCUGUUGCUGUUCCAGUCCACCUCCGCCGCCACCCCCUCCCCCAAAGAAACCUCCACCUCCCCCUUGCCCUAUGGUAUGUGUACCAUGUAACCCUUGCCCUAGGCCCCCAUGCCGUCCAAUAUGUAUUCCACGUCCAUGCCACUCGCCGUGCCGUAUACCCGCACCACCAGUACAUGCACCAAUCUUAGGACCCUGUGUGCCAGCUCCGCCGGCUAUGGGACCAUGCCAUCCUCCGUGUUUUCCUCAAAGGCCACCCUUGGUGCCUGCUUCGCUCCACCCAGCCCCUCCAAUCAUAUCUAACAGGCCAAUAGUGGUGGAUCAUCCAUUAAAAGGCCCCCCUAUAUUCAUAGGUAAUUUGCUGACAGUUUUAUGUUUAUUAUAUCAAAUGACAAAGAAGCCAUUACUAGCAUUUAGGAAGUAUUAAACUAACUUUGCGAAAGAGUUUCUCCACUGAGAUAGAUAUGCAUAGAAUUAGAUGAUUGAAUAUCAUUGUUAAACAGCUUUGUGAAACUUGUAACAUUGCAUCAACAAUUGACAAUUUGGUAAAACUACCACAAAUGAAUUCGUUUUCUUUAACACGGUAUCAAUUUUUUCUCUUCAUUAGGAUUUGCUUUUUCUCUCUCAUUAUUAUCCUUAUCAGCCCGAUUAUUGUGGCUUUUUUCUUUUCUUUUUUUUAACAGAUCAGUGUCGCGACGUUCUACCGGAAUGUAGACAAUAUGCCAAGAGGGGAAUGUGUAAUCAUGCAACGCCUUUUCACACCAUUCAACAAAUACGAAAAAUAUGUCCUUUCUCUUGCGGGAUUUGUAAUGAGUGAGUAAAUCAUCUAUCCAUUCCAAGUAUCCUUCCUUUACUGUUCUACGCCUUACCCAAUAUUCACUGCUCCUAAAACGUACACUCUAAAGGCAUCACCGAAAGCUAAACAUCUGUUCCCGAUUAUUCUGUUUUAGUUACGACGAGAAUGCGGCACUUCUUCGAAGGCAGACACCUUCUGGACUCCAUGUGAGGCCUGCAAUGCGUGCGAAACUGAACAGAGCCUUAGUACAAAUCAUUCGAAAUAGGGAUCUCGAGGGAAAUUCAACACUCGAGUCUCAACAUGUUAAAAGCAACUCUAGAGAAGAACAAGUUGGAGUAAAGAAAAGUCAUCAGGUCUUGGGUCGUGUGAUUCAGUCAGAGAAGCCUACCGAAGGAGACGAACUGAAUAGUGGAUCGGGCGAACCAUUCGAUAAAUUGAAAUAAUUCACACGAAACAGUUCUACUUUUACGAAAGAUGGGGAGGCUUAAAUUGCCCGACGAAUAG
Pocillopora meandrina is the source of this 3422-nucleotide messenger RNA. The record is from the annotation of a GenBank genome assembly. NCBI's taxonomy places the organism in Eukaryota, Metazoa, Cnidaria, Anthozoa, Scleractinia, Pocilloporidae.